ACCCCAGCAGCCCCCCAGACUGCAUCCCCCAGGAGCACUUUGAUGCCACGCUGCACCUCGAGACCGAGGUGUUCUUCCAUGGGAUGAAGGGCUGCUCCCGUGGGGACACACAGAGCACCAGGGCUGCCCACAUCGUCCGUCUGCAGCCCGAGCCCAGCUUCCCCAUCACGGAGGUGAACUUGUCCCUGAGCUGUCCUGAAAGAGCCGUGAGCAACCAGAUCCUCAUCCUGCAGAGCCGGGCCAACGUCACCUGGUCCCUCUCCGUCAACAACUGCCACAUCCAGUUCCUGGUCUCUGGGAGCUACAAGAUCGCUCCCAUCUCCUCGAUAAUGCUCCCUGGGGAGCUCCUGCCCGACUCGGAGCGGGGCCUCAUUGCCAAAGCCUUCGAGAAGAACUACAGCAUCAUCGCCUCCUACUCCACCAUCCCUGCCAGCACCCGCGUCAGCCUGGAGAUCCAGGAGCACGAGGCAGUCAGGAGGGUGCCCGUGACACCCACAGCCCCGUUCCCCACCAUAUACUCACUGCCCCAUCUGCUGCUGCUGAUGCUCCAGCCAUGGAAGUGCACGGAUGAAACCAUGGAGAUCGUCAUCGCCAGGUCCCACCUGGAGCCCAUCAAGGACGUGGUGAACAUCACCCUGCGGGACAUCAGCUGCCAGGCAGAGAAGAACGCCACCCACUUCAUGCUGAGAACCCCCCUGAGCCACUGCGGCACCUCGCUGGAGGGCUGGGAGCACGCCAAGAACGAGCUCAUCCUCAACCUGGCCAAGGGCGCUGUGCCCCGGAGCGUGCGGGUAGCCUUCCAGUGCAAGAUC
Molecule: messenger RNA, 812 nt
Organism: Nestor notabilis (Kea)
Lineage: Eukaryota; Metazoa; Chordata; Aves; Psittaciformes; Psittacidae
Gene: ENG
Product: endoglin
Exons: 7
Source: RefSeq, a predicted model, not a curated record